AUGCAGGAGCUGACAGAGAGCUGCAGGUUGCGGACGGGAAUCCUGCCCAUCGACCCCGGAGAGGCCCGAGAGUUCAGGAAGCUCCACCGCCGCAGGAGAAACCAGGAAGAAGAUCCAAUGCAAAGCGAAGAUCAGAAGGAUAUGCUGAUGCUCAUGACAUACUCUAUGGUUCCUCUUACACCUAAAUCAAAACUUUCCUCAUGCCUGUCUUUUUCUUUAUUUCAGGUCAAAGCCUUCACAGACAUGUGCAGGAGCUCCAAAGGAAUUUGUUUAACAGGCCCACCUGGACCCCCAGGUAAACCUGGUUCACCUGGACCCCCAGGUCCACCGGGGCCAGAGGGGAGACGAGGUAGAAAAGGUCUUCCUGGUCCACCUGGUCCACCCUGCUCCACCUGUUGUUCCAGUGACAUGAAAAACAAGAUUACUGAAGGAAGUAGUCGUCAAAUUUACGCAUGGAGAGAAUCACCGACACCACGUCCAGCUGAUAACACAACUAAUGUUUUGAAUGUUAGUGGCACAAAUAUAAAAUUAGAUUUUGGUUCUUUUUAUCCAAACCACAGUCAAGACGCCUUCAACAAUACCAAAGAAGAAAAUGUCACAGAGGUCCCAGCAGGUGAGAGGUCCCAAUCAUCAGCAGGCCUGCUGAGUGUAGCCUUAGACAACAACAGCGACUCCUUCAGAAAUGUUACUGUUACUACAGUGGAAAGUGACUGGAUAUCACCUCACCCAGAUUACCAAAGUGACAACCUGACUGAAAUCGACCCAGAAAAUGUUACAGAAGCACCAAUGAAUUUAUUAGCAGAAUCACCAACAGCACAUCCAUCUGAAAACCUCAUAGAUGCUUUGAAUGUCUCUGACUCUGAGAAACUGGACAAUAAGACAGAAUCAGACCGUUCACCGUUUUAUGAAGAUUACAGCUACAGCACAGCAAUUCUUAGAAACCCUGAAGUCAUCACAGAGGCAGCAGGAAAAUUAACAGAAUCACCAACAGAUGGUCCAGCUGCAAACACCAGAGGAGACACAAAACCAUUUAUGAACAACUUUAAUGAUGCCAACACUGAAAAUGUUACAAAUGGACCAGUACAAUUAUUACCAGCUCCACCUGAUGCAGAUUUAACACCAACUCCACAUCCAGCUGAAAACACCAGAGAUGCUUUUACUGUUCCUGGUUCUAAAAAGGAUGCAGAUAAAACAAUAGAACCUGAGCUAAAAGAGGCUGAUAAAGAUGUUGCCUUCAAUGUUGCUAUACGAAAUGCUACAGAGGCAUUAGUGACACGAUUUAUAGGUUCACUUUCUGAAGAACUGGAUAAAAACAGAGACACUUUCAAUAACAGUGGAAACGUCAAUGAUAAACCCAUGACAACUGAUUCUUCAAAUAAGCUCUGGUCUGAUAAUAAGAUCAGUGUGACCACUGGUGACAAAUCAACAGAAAGUGAGUGUAUUAUUAAAAACAUAAAAUGCUCAGAGAAGCCCACUGAAAUGGAAAGCACCUAUGGAGCCUGGAUGUCAGACGCGUCGCAGCUGGAUGAAGAUCAGUACUGGAUGGCCGAUCAUUUUUCAGGUCGACAUUUGUGGGAAUAUCAGGACCUUUCAACAUUGCAAUACACUAAAAACACUAUAGACACCAAGAGGUUCUACCAGGGGUGUGGCCAUGUUGUUUAUAAAGGAUCAUUUUACUACCACAACGGCGGAAAAAACAGACUUAUAAAAUUUGGUCUGAAAACGAAGAGAACGCAGAUUCUGACCAUGCCAGACACCAGAUAUCACAACCUGACUUAUCUUUUUCGAAACUCAAAGACAUACUUCAAGUUUGCUGUGGAUGAAAGUGGACUGUGGGUCAUCUUUGCCUCAAACGCAGAUGACAGCACACUGGUCGCAAAGCUCGACGAUGACACAUUCUCUAUAGAGUCUGUCAUAAACACCACCUACCCGACAGCUAAAGCAGGAAAUGCUUUCAUUGUGUGUGGGGUGCUGUAUUUCACAGAUGACAAAGACAGAAGGGUGACAUAUGCCUAUGAUUUAAAGAAAGAGAGUCCUGUGGAUGCAGGUUUUGACAUAAGAUCAGGUAAUGGAAUCUUAGCUAUGCUGUCGUACUAUCCCAACAAAAAGAUUUUGUACGUGUGGGACAACAAAAGUGUGAAUACCUGCAGAGUUAAAUUCAAAAAGACCUAAAAAUAAAUAAUCAAACUCUA
This is a messenger RNA of Maylandia zebra (zebra mbuna), 2192 nucleotides long. Lineage: Eukaryota; Metazoa; Chordata; Actinopteri; Cichliformes; Cichlidae. The record is from RefSeq and is a predicted model, not a curated record.